CUUGCAAGAACAGCUCAUGAAGCCAUGGGAGGCAGGCAACCUUCACGACGGACGGAGGCUCUAAUGAGCUUUGAUCACCAGGCUCUCACUGGGGCUGUAUGGGAUUCUGUUACCACUCAAAGUUUACAGGAAGAAGUUUCCAUCCAUCGUGAUAAAGUCUGCUUUUCUGGAGCAUUAGUAGAAGACUUUUAUUCACCCCUGUCAGCAUGAUAUCAAAGGGUCAUGAAAUACAUAGGAGCUCAAGAUACUCAAGAUGUAAUAGAGACACAGUAACUGCUCUGCAGAUUGGGCAGUCCAUUGUGAAAUGGCACCACAUGGAGCAUACGGCUCCCAAGCUAUGGGAUGCAUACAUAAGCAUCUUAAGUCAUCAAGCCAUGAUCCUGUCCAUAAACUCCAGCUUUGUGGAUCCCUUACUACAAUUUGAAACUCAGUUGGAGAUAAUACAGUCGUCCUUUAAAAUGGUAUUUGCUAUCCCCAGUCUUGAAGAAAUGAAAGAAGUGGGGAACAGCACAGAGGAUGACGAGGAGGAUCUAAGGAAUUUAUACCACACUAUUUUACACAUAUUCGAGACCACUCUUCUGAUCUUAGUGUCUAAAGACCUCUACAAACUGCACAUCUUAAAGGAAAUGAUCGUGUGGAUGAACGAGGACAGCUCCUACCUGCAGGAGAAAGUCCUGGUAGUCAUCAGCAGGGUGCUCAGCUUUGCAUCCAAGAAAGUGAAAAAAUACCCAAGUGUGGAUGCUCCAUGUCUGGGGCUCCUGGCAGCAGAACUGUCUCUUCUAUGUUCCCAUACGGAUCCGUCAAUCACACAACAAGCAUCCUUGGGAAUGCAUCACGUCCUCAGCAUUGCACAGUGUCAGAAUGAUUUCAUAAAAAAUGAAAUCGAAAGCCAUUCGUUCCUGCCUUUGCCCUCUGAUACAGAGCUCCUACACAACAUCUUACAAGACAAAACUAACAUUGCUCAGAGGGUAGGACAAGCCUUACUGCCCUCCUUGCUGACUGACUUUGUGUGGAGUCUCUUGAUGAAACUCUCUGCACCCAGUUUUACAACGGCACAUGAGGCGGCCACCAUACUGAACUUGACUCUAGAAUACCACGUCUACAAGGUCAUCAUGGUGUCUAAGAUUGUGGAUACUAUUUAUAUGCAACUGUGUGAAAAUUCUCCGCACCAGAUGCAGAGCUCUAUGUUGCGGGUCAUUACCCUGCUGACACGCGCCUCACCCAAGAAGGUCAUUUUUCAGUUGAUGGACUAUCCAGUCCCAGCAGACAACGCUGUGAUCCUGAUGUUGCAAGCAGCUGGUUCCGAGCCCCACGUCGCCCCACAUGUGCUGAAGACAAUCUUGUUGAUACUGAAAGGAAAGCCUGGGGAAAAACCAGGCAACCUAAUGGACAGAAGACGGUUCUCUAUCGAUGCUACUAAUAUGAUGCCCGUGGCGGCAUCCCACGCCCUGUGUACAUUGCUGCCUGUUGGUUCGUACAAGAAAGUGGUGGCCCAGUUUUUCCCUGAACUCUUGAUGGCCCUCAUGUUUCAACUCUUUUACAGCAGCGACAUGAGACUGGUGACAGAGGGCAGGCAUUUCUAUGCCCGGGAUGCACUGAGAAUUCUGCUGAAUUGCUCUGGACUGCAAGAGGUGGAAAUUGCUCUGAAGAAAAAGAAUUGCUGGGACGAGUUUUCCCAAGAGCUGUUUGACCACCAUGGGGUCUAUCUUGUUGCCAAAACUCUCAGUGACUAUAACUUUCCACAGUUCCCAGAGACCUUGCAUUAUCUCCACAAGCUCUCGGUGGAAGGUCCGAGAUGGUCAGAGGACAGUGUUAUCACAGUCAUUUUCCUCACUGAACUUCUGAACAGCUUCUUCAAGGACCCAUUCCCAGAAGAAUUUUUGGUUCUCUUCAGAAACUGGGUCAAUGACUCCAAUCCUGCAGUGAGCAAACUGAGCCUUCAGAAAAUCGCCAGCAUGGCGCCAGUUGUCAAUCAGAUAGAAAACGUCUGCAGCUUAUUACUAUCCAUCCUGAAUGCCUUCCUUUCCAAAGACAAGACGGUUGUUAGUCAGGCUCUGCUCACCCUUCGGAGACUCUUGGGCAAGCUGGACAAGGUGACCUAUUCCUCCUUGUGUACCAGGAUUGCUUCCAGCUACUGUCCUCUCAUGGAUCACAGCAAUGGGGGCAUUCGGAGUAUGGCCAUCCAACACUUCGGUGAAUUAAUCAAGGACAUGAAUCACUACACCUGGAUGCUGAAUCCUGUGGUUCUCAAAGGCUUGGUGCCUCUGAUCCUGUUUCUGGAGGAUACAGAUAUAAGAGUCGUCAAUGCCUGUAAAUAUACAUUAGCAAUCUGUGUUUCCGAAUUAAAAUGGUCACCGACGUUUUUGCUCAACGAUCAAUGUUACAAUUUUGAGCAGGUCGUGCUCAACUUCUGUAACAAUCUGCUCAUUUCACAUGGGAACUACAUUACAGAUUUGAUCGCUGACACCUUAGGAUUCCUGGGGAGCUCCCAAGCAUAUCUGAGGAGAGCAUCACUUAUUUUAAUAGGCUACUUGGCAACAUUGGGUGGCCAUUUACUGUUCAAAGAUGAACUUCAAGUCAUGUUUGAGGCUAUUGAGCCACUGCAUCGGGAUAAGGAUCCUGUCAUCAGGGAGCUGGCACAGACGACCUACAAACUUUUUAAGAAAGUGGCCCAUAAAUUGACCUCCUCAAAUAUUAAACAAAGCUUCCAAAAAAUGUUUAGCUUCAUCUACAUCAAAAAAUUGAAGCCUCUUUAUAAUUAUAACGGCACCAACAACCUGACAUACAGUCCUGCAGGGAUUAAAGAAACCAAGAAUGAUAAGAAACGCCCCAUAUACGAGAUUUACGAAGACAUUUGGUGA
Rhinolophus ferrumequinum (greater horseshoe bat) is the source of this 2861-nucleotide messenger RNA. RefSeq names its product maestro heat like repeat family member 9 (gene MROH9). The coding region runs from base 207 to 2861 and encodes 884 amino acids. Gene Ontology annotation, cellular component: cytoplasm. The transcript has 22 exons. Lineage: Eukaryota; Metazoa; Chordata; Mammalia; Chiroptera; Rhinolophidae. The record is from RefSeq and is a predicted model, not a curated record.